Messenger RNA from Phascolarctos cinereus (koala), 1137 nucleotides. It is a transcript of the gene MYOZ2, whose product is annotated as myozenin 2. Gene Ontology annotation, molecular function: FATZ binding; telethonin binding; actin binding. The record is from RefSeq and is a predicted model, not a curated record. Lineage: Eukaryota; Metazoa; Chordata; Mammalia; Diprotodontia; Phascolarctidae. Gene Ontology annotation, cellular component: actin cytoskeleton; Z disc.
AGGGAAGCCGCCGUGGAAUAUUAACACCCAGCACCUCGGAAAAGCAGAGGAAGUGAGCGGCAGCAAUCAUGAAGGAAAUUCAUGGAAACGUCAGUGCCCCAUGAAAUGACUCUUCCUGGAUCCUCCAUUUGAAUCCCAGCAUCCCAGGUGAUGAGGCUUCACUAUGGCCGCUGUAAAGUGAACAGAGAGCUCUGACAGAAGGAACUUCAUCUGUCAGUCCAGGGAUGGGGAGAAUGAAGUAGAUGGUAUGGACCUCGGCAAAAAGCUCAGCAUCCCCAGAGACAUCAUGCUGGAAGAACUGUCAGUCCUCAGUAACCGAGGGGCCAGAUUGUUCAAGAGGCGCCAGAGGAGAUCAGAGAAGUACACAUUUGAAAACUUCCAUUGUGAAUCCAAAGCAGAAAUGAAUUACAGGAUCGCCAUGCAGAAUGGAACUCUGGAUGGCAGCAGCAUGGAAGGGGGCUCCCAGCGUGGCCCGCUGACCCCUCCUAACACGCCGGACCCCCGGAGCCCACCCAACCCAGAAAACAUCGCACCAGGAUACUCUGGCCCACUGAAGGAAAUUCCUCCUGAGAGAUUCAACACCACAGCUGUCCCUAAGUACUACCAGUCUCCUUGGGAGCAGGCCAUCAGCAAUGAGCCGGAGCUGUUGGAAGCUUUCUACCCCAAGCUCUUUAAGCCUGAAGAAAAGGCAGAACUCCCAGACUUCCGAAGCUUUAACAGAGUUGCCACACCAUUUGGAGGGUUUGAGAAAGCUUCUAAAAUGGUCAGAUUCAAAGUUCCCGAUUUUGACCUGCUCCUGCUAACAGAUCCCAGGUUCAUGGCUUUUGCCAACCCUCUUUCCAGCCGGCGGUCCUUCAACAGAACUCCAAAAGGGUGGAUAUCAGAGAAUGUUCCCAUAGUGAUCACUCCAGUGCCAGUAGAGGAGAAUACGGUGCCAGAAACAGAUGACCUGUAAGAAGAAGCAAAAGCUCUAAUGCUCCAUCCCCCACAACUCACCGUCUUACCAGGAUGCUUAACCACAGAUGCUCCUUGUUUGCCUUAGAAUCUAAUUGGUAACCAUUUAAACUGCAAUAUUCCAAAUUUUGUUUCAUUUACUCAUAGAAUAUUAAUAAAGUCAUUAAGAACCCGAUCAGCAAA